AUGUUUGUGAAACUGACCGACUGCCCUGUUGACAUGGUUGAUAUUGUUGAAACAGGAUUUACUCAUAAUCCGUGGGUAGAAACUCCCUCUUCAAUAAAUACUUCAUUCUGCCCGGUUUGCAAGUUCUUCACUAAGGAUGAGGAUGGAGUCUCUCUGGCUCCAUUUAUGCUAGUGCAUCUCUCCAAGGCUUGGGCGGAUACAUGGGCAAAUAUCAAACAUAUAGUGUUAGACGGGAGUGCACCUUUUGUGAAGACUCAUGGAACCACAUUGUUUGAGUAUGAGGACAAAGACCCCCAUUUCAGUGAGAUGUUCAACAAAGCCAUGUUCAACCAGACAACCAUGCUCAUGAAGAAGAUGCUUGAAAAUUACAAGGGAUUUGAGAGUAUUAAUGUGCUUGUGGAUGUGGCCGGUGGUCAUGGGGGCAUUCUUUCCAUCAUACUAUCCAAGUACCCACACAUCAAAGGCGUCAACUUUGAUUUACCUAAAGUGGUCUCUCAAGCACAACCCAUUGAAGGAGUGGAGUUUGCAGGGGGAGACAUGUUUGAAAGUGUCCCUAGUGGUGAUGCCAUAUUACUGAAGGAGGUACUUCAUAAUUGGAGUGAUGCGGAUUGUAUGAAGGUAUUGAAAAACUGUUUGAAGGCAUUACCAGAUGAUGGAAAAUUAAUCGUUAUAGAGCAAGUUAUUCCUAAAAACAUUGAUGAAGCAAAGAAUGCUUUGCUUCUUGAUAUUGUUAUGUUGACUUUCUUUACUGGAGGGAAAGAAAGAACUGAACAGGAAUAUCAAUUUCUUGCUAAAGAAAGUGGAUUUUCUAAAGUCAAAUUUGUGUGUAAUAUUUAUAGUUUUUCUGUCAUGGAAUUCUACAAGUAAAUGCAACUUGUGACUUACGGCAAAUCAAAGUCUUUUAUGUAAUCUUUUU
Dioscorea cayenensis subsp. rotundata (Guinea yam) is the source of this 916-nucleotide messenger RNA. RefSeq names its product caffeic acid 3-O-methyltransferase-like. NCBI's taxonomy places the organism in Eukaryota, Viridiplantae, Streptophyta, Magnoliopsida, Dioscoreales, Dioscoreaceae. The coding region runs from base 1 to 867 and encodes 288 amino acids. The record is from RefSeq and is a predicted model, not a curated record. Gene Ontology annotation, molecular function: O-methyltransferase activity; S-adenosylmethionine-dependent methyltransferase activity. Gene Ontology annotation, biological process: methylation. The transcript has 5 exons.